CGCGCGCCCCCGCCUCUCGGCUCACAAGCGGGGGCGGGGCGGCCAGGCGGCGCCCGCCUCCAGCGCGCCGCGCCGAGGCGGGCGGCCGAGGCUAGCUGUUGCUGGCUGCGCGAUGGAACGACGAGGUGCGGAACAGAGAGCCGCAGAGUCUCGGCUGGACCACAGUCUGAAAAGGAAUGUCGUUGACAGCGUUCACCGCGUUCUUCUUCAGCCCACCGACCGAGUGCCUGAUUCUGGCGUGUUCGUGUCGCUGAAGACAGGGCUCCUGCAGGCCUCAUCUGGCAUGGACGAGCGCAGCCUACUGGACUUCCUCGACGAGUUGGAGCCCAAGCCGCCAGUGCUGACUUUUCUGGCGGCUGUGCACAAGCACCGCAGCAUCGCCCGAAAGCAGGUUGCUGCCGUGGUGGCGAUCCUGAUGAACGCGGAAUCUUGGAGGAGCACGCUGCAUCGUGAUCAGGAAGCGUGCGCCGUGCUGCUGGGAGGCGCCGCCGCGGCCGCGGCGGUGCGGCCGGAGGC
Prorocentrum cordatum is the source of this 516-nucleotide messenger RNA. The record is from the annotation of a GenBank genome assembly. Lineage: Eukaryota; Dinophyceae; Prorocentrales; Prorocentraceae.